This is a messenger RNA of Penicillium cataractarum, 1053 nucleotides long. RefSeq lists its product as uncharacterized. Gene Ontology annotation, cellular component: mitochondrion. The record is from RefSeq and is a predicted model, not a curated record. Lineage: Eukaryota; Fungi; Ascomycota; Eurotiomycetes; Eurotiales; Aspergillaceae. Bases 1 to 1053 code for a protein of 350 amino acids. The transcript has 4 exons.
AUGGAACCUGCGCAAGGCAAAAAUCUGGGUGAUGUCUGGUAUGCCUUAUCUGGACAGGAGAGAAGAACUGUAGUUUCAAACCUCGUGCAGCUUGAAUCUCGUCUGUUCAGCUUACGAUUUCCAGCAAGUAGAAGCUUAUCCCGUUCUUUCUGGAUUGGGCCUGAUACUUCGCUUGCUUUAUGGCACGGGAAACGACUGGGCUUGUCUGUUGAGCGUGGACCAUACCAAGAUUCGUUAGCAGUCCUUACUGCUAGUACAACAAAAGAGAUUACAUAUCUCAAAAGAUUUGGACGGGCUCUCCGGCCGUUUCAACGUCUGUCCAGGGAGGUAUACAAUUAUCAGGCGCAAUCACACCUAGACCAUAUCAUGAACCUCAAGAGAUAUCUCCAAAUUACGCCUCGCCUUACACCGCAUGACUGCCCGGCUCUUCAUCGCCCAGCAUUACGACAUCCUGAUCUUCAGCCCAACAACAUAUUCAUUUCUGACGAGCUAGAGAUCAAAAGUCAACACAGUACCGUGCUUCCAUUAUUUCUACAAUACGGUAUUCCAAAAAGUCUCCAGAACUAUGGCGACGAAGUUUCCGAAUCACUACAAAUUCCCCGUCUACCAAGCAAUUUCGAUCAACUGGAAGAAAUGCAACAGUUCCAGCAAGCUGAACUCUUCCGCAGACGCCAGCUUCACUAUUUCUAUGUCAAGAUGACGGCAUACAUGAAUAUUGAGCAUUAUAAUGCCUUGACGUACGAGUACAGUACACUACGGCGGCGGCUUUUUCAACAUACCACUGACCCUUGGGAGGGUGAUAAUGUAACCCUGAAAGCUGAUUUGGUUACUCUAACAAGAGAAUGGAGAGAGUUUAGCCGCGACUCGAAAGACGCCUGCCCAAUUCAGUUUUCAGAUAAUGAAUCUACUGAAUGUAUUCAACUAGCCGGCGCACAAUCUGAAGCAUGCGAACAACUACAGUACAGGCUUGUCAGGAUGCGAUUGGAGUUGGGCAUGAAGGUUGGGUCCCUAUCGCACGAUAUUACCAGGCAAAGGCGAGCGAGAGAAAGUUGA